Poecilia reticulata (guppy) is the source of this 2582-nucleotide messenger RNA. RefSeq names its product N-acetylated alpha-linked acidic dipeptidase 2 (gene naalad2). The record is from RefSeq and is a predicted model, not a curated record. Gene Ontology annotation, molecular function: carboxypeptidase activity. Lineage: Eukaryota; Metazoa; Chordata; Actinopteri; Cyprinodontiformes; Poeciliidae.
CCUCCCUGCUCGCUUUGCCUCACUCCAUCUCACUCUGCCUUUCUCCCACUGUGCACUUCUAAGCAAAUUACUCUCUUUAUCUGAGCCUCUGCAGAGCCAGUGCUGUGUGGAUCUCUGGGACGUUAAGAGCUGCUUGGAAAUGAAGAGGGAGAGCAGGUUGGUUCGUUGGAUCUGGUGGGCUGUGGUUGUGACAGCUUUGUUCCUGCUGGGCUUCUGCAUUGGAUGGUUCUCAAAGCGCUCAAAGGCAACUGCAAACAACCACAAGACCUCAAGCAAAUACCUGGUGGAGUUUUUGGAUGAAAUGCAGCCAGACCUGAUCAGAGACCAUCUCAGGAAAUUCACCCGUCUCCCCCAUCUGGCUGGAACGGAGCAGAAUCUGAAAUACGCAGAGGAGAUCAUGAAGGAGUGGCGGGACUUUGGAUUGGACUCAGUGGAGAUGGUGCCCUAUGACAUCCUGUUGUCCUAUCCCAAUAAAUCACAGCCAAACUACAUCUCCAUAGUGGAUCACAGUGGGAAAGAGGUUUUUAACACCAGCUUGGCUGAACCAGUUCCACAAGGCUACGAGGACGUCUCCAACAUCGUGCCUCCAUACAGUGCUUACUCUCCCAAGGGACAUCCGGAGGGAGAUUUGGUGUACGUGAACUACGGCCGGACAGAGGACUUCCUCCAGUUAGAGAGAGAGAUGAACGUCAGUGUGACAGGGAAGAUUGUAAUAGUCAGAUACGGGAAAAUAUUCAGAGGCAAUAAGGUGAAGAACGCCAUGUCAGCAGGAGCAAAGGGAGUCAUUAUGUUUUCUGAUCCUGCUGAUUAUUGGGCAGCAGGAGUCAAGCCGUACCCUGACGGCUGGAACCUGCCUGGCGGAGGAGCUCAGAGAGGAAAUGUCCUCAACCUGAACGGAGCAGGAGACCCCCUCACACCAGGAUACCCAGCUAAAGAAUACACCUACAGACUCAAUCCGGAGGAAGGAGUCGGACUUCCCAAGAUUCCUGUUCAUCCGAUCGGCUUCCACGAUGCAAUACACCUCCUAAAAAACAUGGGGGGGCAGAUUCCACCCAACAACUGGAAAGGAGCUCUGAACGUCUCCUAUAAGACCGGACCGGGCUUCACCGAAGACUUCAAGAGUCAGAAGGUGCGAAUGAACAUCUACAGUAACAGGCAGGUAUCGAGGAUCUACAACGUCAUUGGAAAGAUCAGAGGAGCUUUGGAGCCAGACAGAUAUGUGAUCCUGGGAGGGCACCGUGACGCCUGGGUGUUUGGAGGAAUCGACCCGAUGUCUGGAGCAGCGGUGGUCCACGAAACAGUGAGGAGUGCUGGCAAGCUGCUCAGAAAAGGUUGGAGGCCGAGGAGGACUGUGGUAUUUGCCAGCUGGGAUGCAGAAGAGUUUGGUCUUCUGGGAUCGACGGAAUGGGCCGAGGACAAUGCCAGGCUGCUGCAGGAGAGAGCUGUGGCCUACAUCAAUGCAGACUCCGCCAUAGAGGGUAUGUACACACUGAGGGUUGACUGCACUCCGUCACUGCACACGUUAGUCUACGACCUCACCAAGCAGAUAUCAAGUCCAGAGGAAGGAGAGGAGGGAGUCUCUCUGUAUGAGAGCUGGCAUAAGAGAGACAACUGGACCAAUGACCGUGACGCUCCCCGGAUCAGUAAACUUGGGUCAGGCAGUGAUUUUGAGGCCUAUUUUAUCCGGCUGGGAAUCGCGGCAGGCAGAGCCAGAUACACCAAGAACAAGAAAACAGAGCGAUACAGUAGCUACCCCGUCUAUCACAGUGUGUAUGAAACCUUUGAGAUAGUGGAGAGGUUUUACGACCCAACCUUCAGGAGGCUUCGGGCGGUGGCUCAGGUGAGAGGAGGUCUCAUCUUCCUGUUGGCAGAUUCCCAGGUGCUUCCUCUCGAUGCUAACGAGUACGCAGACUCCCUGAGGAAGUACGCAGACAGCAUCGCACAUCUGGCACAGACACACACAGAGCUAAUGGAGACGUACAAAGUGUCAUUCGAGUCUCUGUUUUCUGCAGUGAAGAACUUUACAAAUGCAGCCAAAGGUUUCCAUGAGCGCCUGCAGACUCUCAACAUAGAGGAUCCUUUACAGGUGCGAAUCAUGAAUGACCAACUCAUGUACCUUGAGAGAGCCUUCAUCGACCCUCUUGGCUUGCCAGGCAGACCCUUUUACAGGCAUGUGAUUUUCGCUCCCAGCAGCCAUAACAAAUAUGCAGGGGAGUCUUUUCCUGGGAUAUACGACGCACUGUUUGACAUUGAGAACUCAGCUGACCCAGAGAAGGCCUGGCGGGAAGUUAAGCGUCAGAUCAGCAUUGCAGCAUUCACAGUUCAUGCCGCUGCCAUGACUCUGACGCCGCCUGCCUGAAAGCACAGUCUGAAGAAAUCAGAGGACUGUAAUAUCACGAUGUGAUGAGACUGUAUGUUUUUUUUUAUCUUCAACACACUUAGACAAAUCAAGCUCUGCAGCUUAUCAGGUCAGUUUUCCAGACCUUGGUGAGUGCUGUGAACGUGAUCAAAAAGCAAAUUUCUUUGCUACUAAUGAAUUGUUUGGUACGAGAAACAACAAUAAAAACACUGUAAACAAUAAA